Guyanagaster necrorhizus is the source of this 720-nucleotide messenger RNA. RefSeq lists its product as uncharacterized. Lineage: Eukaryota; Fungi; Basidiomycota; Agaricomycetes; Agaricales; Physalacriaceae. The coding region runs from base 1 to 720 and encodes 239 amino acids. The transcript has 3 exons. The record is from RefSeq and is a predicted model, not a curated record.
AUGUCUCUAGAUUCGUUUGAGAUACGUGCUCAAUUGCGGCAACCGUCUGAAGGUUCUGCUCCAUUGGACUGCAGUGUUUCAUCUGUCGUGCCCACGCUGUUGAUGAUGAAAAGUCUAAAAGGAGAGACGCAGGCUAGUUCUCCAUUUUCGAAGGACGUUUGCAACUGCACACCCUCCAACCGGCCAAAGUUACGCAACCUUUCUAUCAUCGUGGAAUCUUCUCUCUGGGUCCUUGAUCUUUGCAUCAUACAACCGCAUAUAGAUGUCUUCCUACCAUUUUCAUGUUCGGAAACUGUACCCGUAACCACCUUUUCUCCACAGACAGUGGCCCAUCUGACAUCCCUUGCGCUCCCAUGUUCUCUUAUGGUUUGUUGCUUGCCGUCUGGUCUAGAACGCCCGUCCUUUUCACGAGCGGUGGAAUGGAUUUGUAAAAUUUAUGGCUUUCUUGAAGACCUCGAGACACCGGCGGUGCCGUAUCGCUGGAACUUAAAUGUGGGAGACCUGCUGCUAUCUCACGUUCUCGUUAAGGUUCUCCUUCGCCUGCGGUGCCUAGAGCUCAUCCAGGGACGCGACCUUUCCUUCAAAAAAUGUACCAAGCUUUCCAUGUCGUUUACCAGGAGCGCAACCAAUCAUUUCUUUUCUGCCUCAAACCCGUCUUCCAGAGACCCUGAUGUUCCUGAUGUUGAAUCUAGAACAAGUUGCGUAGUUGAGAAACCAUAA